AGUGUUUGGGGUUUCAAGUGCUUCAGCGUUUGAUCCGACAAUUAUACCUCCUUGUUACCAGCAGGCUUUUAGGCCCAGUUUUACGAGGAUAACUUUUGCAGCUACAUAAUGUGCAUCUUUUUCUGUUUUAUGUGCUUGUUGAUCUUGCAAUUGGUAGAUAAUAAAUAUUUAGGAAACUGUACGGUGCAAGCUCCUGCAACUUUUUCUAUUUUCUGGGUAAAAGUGUUUUGAUUUUUCUUGUUCAUUUCAGUGAUUGAUGUUUAGCAGAUCAUUUUGGAGGCAAAUUUCAUUUAGGCUAUAUGCAAAUCCAUGAUAAACUAGCAGAGCUUCAGGUAAGAUUGUUUAUAUGCUAUGGUGGCUUUGCUUUACGAAUUGCAUUGGGGUCGGAAGUCCCUGCUGUCCAAGAUUUUGGUUUUAUAGAUUGCCUGAGCUUUUCUCCACGUGCUAUGUGCAUUCAACUUUUCUUUUCUUUUUCCCUUUUUUUUUUUUUAAUAAAAUUAAUCAGACCUUUAUUUACUUCCUUUGCCUAUUAGAUUCUAGUAUAACAGCAAAUUAAAUGCUUUUGUGCUUAGUAGGUAUCUCUAUUCCUCUAUUGAUCUUUUCCAGAUGUCCUUAAGUUUGUAUUGUGAAUAUGUUGGUUCAGGUGCUGGUAUAAUGUUUCUCAUUCUUCUAUAAAGAUUCUCAGUUAGUAUCAUCUGUGAGUUUUUCUGACCUUGGAGAAGAAUAUUAUGCCCCGUUUUCUAAUUUCUUUUGAUUGUUUGUAGAUGCUCUGAUGCUGGACUUUAAAACACAGCAUUUUCUACCUUGUGUGUGCAUAUUUGGUUUAAAAUGCAUUAUGAAAUGUCUUGGUUCUCACCCAAUUUUGAUAGCUCAGUUUUGUCUGCUGAAAGCAGGAAAGAAAAUGUAAAAUAUGAAAUCAAAUAAGACAGAAAAAGUAGAAAAAAUGAUUUCGUUCUGGGCAUUUUAAGAAUAGAGGGAAAAAAGGCUCUUAAAAUCUGACGAUAAACCUGAUGGAUGGAAGGCCUGGUUUGGUCAAGGUAAGCUGCCUAUGGAUUAUGCCUAGCAUUUAAUUCUGACCUAAUAGUCUUGUGGUAUGAUAUAUUUGGCUAAAUUGAGGUGGCAUUUAUAUUUUUUAAAAGAAGAGUUCAGCAGCACCUCUUGUUAAUUAACUUUUGUCAGGAAGAGAGAAGCAAGAGCUGCAAACUUAACCAAUAUGAUGAGAGGA
This is a messenger RNA of Rubroshorea leprosula, 1225 nucleotides long. Lineage: Eukaryota; Viridiplantae; Streptophyta; Magnoliopsida; Malvales; Dipterocarpaceae. The record is from the annotation of a GenBank genome assembly.